Molecule: messenger RNA, 1272 nt
Organism: Lentinula edodes (shiitake mushroom)
Lineage: Eukaryota; Fungi; Basidiomycota; Agaricomycetes; Agaricales; Omphalotaceae
Exons: 10
Coding region: 255-1148 (297 amino acids)
Source: RefSeq, a predicted model, not a curated record
AUCUGUCUAACUGGUUUGCAUCGGCUUCCGCCACUUGUACAGGAGUAACGUUGAUAUAUACAUACCUGGGGUCUUUAUCUGGAAAAGACUGCUGAUUGUUCAACGUGAAUUCGGGAUCCUGAGAACAUUCUCUAAGAUUUCCUGUCAAGCGAACGGAACAAUCCUCCUGUCAAUCUGAUAUCACUGAUAAAGAUAUCGCGUUAUGUAUAAAAAGAGUCGGAAUUCAGAAAAACGAAUUCACGCACCCCUUCAGAAUGAGCGAACAACCUACCGGGAGGUAUUACGCUUCAAAGCAGUAUCUUCUACCAGCUGACAAUGUUGAGACUCAAAGGUUGAACACUCAACAUAACAUGAUUAUCAACGCGUUCGGGAGUAAACUUUCCGUGGCUCCAACAAACCUCACCACUGGAGACCAUGUUUUAGAAAGCGCAGCAGGAAGCGGAAUCUGGGCUCUCGAAUUCUUCGAAAAAAAUCGCGCAGAAGGCAUAACACUUGAUAUCGAAUGCAUUGACAUCUCUUCAGCGCAGUUCCCUUCCACCCAUCCACCCGAAAUCCACUUCUCCGUCAACUCCAUUGUCAAUCUCCCUAAUCCUGACUGGACUGACACGUUUUCCUUUGCCCAUCAACGCCUCUUGGUCGCUGCAAUGAAUGACACACUCUGGCGUUCAGCUGUUGCGGAGUUGUUCAGAGUUGUCAAGCCAGGAGGUUGGGUCGAGCUGGUCGAGAUUGAGGCGCAGGACUUCAGCUCCUGGAGCGUUGGCCCGAAUUCAACGAAAUUAGCGUCCUUGAUCAAUGCGCUGUACGGAGGGAAAGGAGUUAUUGGAGAUCUUUCAGUUUAUCUUCCGGUAAUUCUCAAGGAGGCUGGGUUCGUGAAUGUUCAAUGUGAUCCAAGACGUAAGACGAUUGGUGGGGAGGUGGAUGCUACCCCACACAAGGUUACUGAGGUGAAAGGUUAUGGCAGUGAUAUGUGGCGCGAUCUUUGGAUGGGUACGAUGGGACCCGUGAUUGAAGCAGGAGGUUACGGUGUCGUAGACACUGUCGAAGAAUAUGAGGCCCUUGUACGAGGCACAGAGGUCGAGUCGAAAAAUUCCAAGGAAGCAUAUACCACCUUCUUCGCAAUCUUGGCCCGCAAGCCUGAAAACACCUAGAGGGGACCCGCACAACAAAACAUGCUAUAGUAUUCUACAGAUUCCUGGCUCGACUGACUUGGAUGUACGCGAUUCCCACUGUAACUCGAACCACUAACACCCCGAACUGAGAACGUACGACUUG